Molecule: messenger RNA, 3343 nt
Organism: Alexandromys fortis (reed vole)
Lineage: Eukaryota; Metazoa; Chordata; Mammalia; Rodentia; Cricetidae
Gene: Sstr2
Product: somatostatin receptor 2
Exons: 3
Coding region: 765-1790 (341 amino acids)
Biological process (GO): neuropeptide signaling pathway; cellular response to glucocorticoid stimulus; cellular response to estradiol stimulus
Cellular component (GO): neuron projection; plasma membrane
Molecular function (GO): somatostatin receptor activity; neuropeptide binding
Source: RefSeq, a predicted model, not a curated record
UCCUUUGCCAGGAUCUGCAACCCGUGCGCUGUGUCUGGGACUAGUCCGUGGUACGGCACGGCUUUGUAAACUUGAGAACAUGACUUAAAGGUCCCGGAGCAAGUCUAGGUCACCCCAGCCCCUGCGACAACUGCCUGGAAUUUGUUGGGUAAAAUCGGACCGAGUCUCUAAAAUCGGAGAAAAAUCAGCGCGGGUCCUCACCGGGAGGAGUCAUAGCGACAUUGACAUCGCUUCACCCUCCACCAGCAUCCAGGUCCGCUGACCCCUCCUCCCCGGGUGCCCUAGGUCACCCGCAGGAUUCUCCACUCUGUUCCCCGGUGCUUCAGGACCGGUGGGUGGAGCGAAACUGCUGUGACGUCACGAGCAGGGGGCGUGGGGAAGUGUGCCCAGGGGCUGCCACCCGCCUGGGCCAAUGCAAGCUGUGCAGCCACCGGCGCGCUCGCGAGGCCACCGGAGCCCAGAGCACCAGUCCGCUAUUGGGUGUCGAUGAUCUGCAAGCCAGGCUAGCUCUCUCGAGGUUCAGGCUAGCUCUUUCAAAUGCCAGAGGGGGCUCGCACGAGCCAGCCAAGGAAGCUGAGAGCCCAGGAGCCAAGCUACUGCACUCACCGGCGCACGACUGGAUAAAGGACAGCUUCGGGGUGCUGGAGAACCCAGAGAACCGAGUGUUCUUGGAAAGCAAGAUGUCACAGUAGAUUCUUGGCCCCCAGAGCCCACUGAGGUGAGAGAAGAUCUCUGCUUGGUUCUAAGCUGACUGAAAAGCAGCCAUGGAGAUGGCAUCUGAGCAAGGCAAUGGGAGUCAACUAUGGAUACCCUCUCCAUUUGACAUCAAUGGCUCACUGGGGCCAAGCAAUGGCUCCAACCAGACCGAGCCGUACUACGACAUGACAAGCAACGCGGUCCUCACGUUCAUCUACUUCGUGGUGUGCGUUGUCGGGCUGUGUGGCAACACACUUGUCAUUUACGUCAUCCUCCGCUACGCCAAGAUGAAAACCAUCACCAACAUUUACAUCCUCAACUUGGCCAUUGCGGAUGAACUCUUCAUGCUGGGGCUGCCCUUCUUGGCCAUGCAGGUGGCGCUGGUCCACUGGCCCUUUGGCAAGGCCAUCUGCCGGGUGGUCAUGACUGUAGAUGGCAUCAAUCAGUUCACCAGUAUCUUCUGCCUGACGGUCAUGAGUAUCGACCGUUACCUAGCUGUGGUCCACCCGAUCAAGUCAGCCAAGUGGAGGCGGCCCCGGACAGCCAAGAUGAUCAAUGUGGCUGUGUGGGGCCUCUCUCUGCUGGUCAUCCUGCCCAUCAUGAUAUAUGCUGGCCUCCGGAGCAACCAGUGGGGGAGGAGCAGCUGUACCAUCAACUGGCCAGGUGAAUCUGGGGCGUGGUACACAGGGUUCAUUAUCUAUGCCUUCAUCCUGGGGUUCCUGGUACCCCUCACCAUCAUCUGUCUUUGCUACCUGUUUAUCAUAAUCAAGGUGAAGUCCUCUGGAAUCCGAGUGGGAUCGUCCAAGAGGAAGAAGUCAGAGAAAAAGGUCACCCGCAUGGUGUCCAUCGUGGUGGCUGUCUUCAUCUUCUGCUGGCUCCCUUUCUACAUCUUCAAUGUCUCUUCCGUGUCCGUGGCCAUCAGCCCCACCCCUGCCUUGAAAGGCAUGUUUGACUUUGUAGUGAUCCUCACCUACGCCAACAGCUGUGCCAACCCCAUCCUAUAUGCCUUCUUAUCUGACAACUUCAAGAAGAGCUUCCAGAAUGUUCUCUGCUUGGUCAAGUGUCUUCGGAGCCAGCACAUACAUGUCCCGUGAUUGUAAGCUGAAGUAGUUAGUUCGUGUGUGUCUAGUAUAGGUGAACAUGUACCGCAACACUGAACCUAAAGAAAUGGACCCGCCACGACAAAACCAAUCAAGUUUAAGCUUCCAGCAUCUCUCUUGCAUGGGCCUUUCCCAGACCCAGGAGGAGCAUGAGCGGUAUGUUCGUAUUAGAGUAUGUUUUUGUAAAAAAAAAAAAAAAGAGAAAGAAAAAGUGGUGAAAGCAAGGUAUUUUUUGUAUUGUUCUUCCUAGAGGGCCCCUAAGCUAAAUAAGUGUCUCGCCUCACAGGUGCUGCCCCUGAGUCUGGACAGUUGUUUCAACAAUUUCAAACAACCUAGGUCCGAGUAAAACAGAGAGGAGCGCACUGUGAGAGUCGGAAUACAAAUGAGAGUUCGCCUCUCGGAUACAAUCAGUUACUCAUUUACCCAGAAGAACUUCAAGGGUUGGAGUCAUUGACCACUGUGUUUAUCAAGACAAAGCAUGCUUUGUUAUCAGACUGAAUUUUUCUCUCCUCAGAUUGCUUUAGUUUUACUUAGGGAGACAUUGGGGAAGGGGUGGGAUCGGUGACCUGAAAGGCAAAAGACAGACUAUGAUUCUUGCGGGCAAACAAUUUGCUCCCCAACAUACAAACACACACACACACACACACACACACACACACACACACAAAUGAGAAGAAAAAUGAAGUAGAAUUAUCCCUUUAAGAGAAACAUGGAAAGUGUUUUGUUUUUAAUGCCGGAUAAGACUUCUUAAUGAAAGAAAACAGAAAUGUAACUUGACAGCUCCUCAAAGGCGUUUUGGGGUCUUGCUGUUGUUCUUGGUUUUGGGGGAGGCUGUUCUUUCUUCCUGUCUAUGUAUAUGUGUGUAUUUAUGCCUGUGUCAGUGUGUGUGUAUGUGUAUAUGUGUGUUUGUAUGUAUAAGUAUGUGUGCACAUGAGCAUGUGUGUGCAUGUGCCCGUGUGUGUGUAGGUCAGAGGUUACAAUGUGUGUGACCUCAGCAAUGUGUGUGACGUUGCUGUCUCCUUCCAUUAUGCUCUACUUUACUUACUAGGCAGGGUCUCUUGCUGAAUACGAAGCUUUCCAGUCAAGCAAGCCAGCUUGCCUAGAGGAUCCCAUCUCCAACCACGGAGCUUUACAAACGUGCUGCCGUGUCCAGACAACCUUUACAUGAGCUCUGGUACCCAGAUUCGGGCCCUCACACAAGAGCAGCAAGUGUGCUACCCGAAAGAGCAUCUCCCCAACUCUCAAAGGAGUUUUUAUGUCAUUAUUAUUAGUGGGGAGGGGGCAUGUGUGGAUGUCAGUGGACAACUUCAUGGAGACAGUUCUUGCCUUCCACCUCUUUAAUGGGUUAUGGGGACCAAACUCAGGUCACCAGGCUGGUCCAGCAAGUCAUCGCCCUAUCUCAAAGACAGUUUUAAAGAACUUUAUGCACAGCUGGGCAUUUUGAAAAUCACAAUACUGAGACUCAGGAACGUGUAUAGGAAAUGUUCAAUCAAGACCAGCUAAUGGAGAAUAUAGGUAUGUGCAGGGCAUGGACUGGGAGCCCCUUC